UCUCUAUUCGCUAGGUAGAGGUGGGAGGGGAUUUCCAGGUUUUCGUGUCUUGUGACACUGAUUCCAGCCAUUUCAAAAUGCAGAAUAUCAUCAACUCCGUGAAGGGAACUGCCCUUGGAGUUGCAGAAUAUCUCACACCGGUUUUGAAGGAGUCAAAGUUUAAGGAAACAGGAGUGAUCACACCAGAAGAGUUUGUUGCAGCAGGGGAUCACAUCGUACAUCACUGUCCAACAUGGCAGUGGGCUUCGGGAGACGAGGCUAAAAUCAAACCAUAUCUUCCAAAAGACAAACAGUUCCUCAUCACCAGGAACGUGCCAUGCUACAAGCGUGUGAAGCAGAUGGAUAACCACCAGGAAGAGCAGGAGAAGGUCAUCGAGGAGGACGACGAGGACGGCGGCUGGGUUGACACUCAUCACUUCCCUGGUGAGCAAUCAGUUAGCGCAGUCGGGGAUGCUGUUGCUGAGAUGACGCUAGACCCAAAGGGUGGAAGCAAAGCCACAAGUAAUGCCGCAGGUGACAAUGAUGACGAUGAUGAUGAAGAUGGAGAGGCUGAAGACAUGGAGGCAUUUGAGGAGAGUGGGAUGCUGGAGGAGACGGAUGAGGGAACUCUCGACACGAGGAAGUCAACAGUGUCGGAGAGCGAGGGUGCUGCUGGCGGAGAGAGCAGUAUUAUAGCAACCCGGACAUACGACCUUAAUAUUACCUACGAUAAAUACUACCAGACACCCAGGUUAUGGCUGUAUGGCUAUGAUGAGAACCGUAAACCACUGACAGUGGAGCAGAUGUAUGAAGACUUCAGUCAAGACCAUGCUAAAAAGACUGUUACCAUGGAGGCACACCCAAAUCUACCAGGACCUUUUAACUAA
Molecule: messenger RNA, 866 nt
Organism: Haliotis rubra (blacklip abalone)
Lineage: Eukaryota; Metazoa; Mollusca; Gastropoda; Lepetellida; Haliotidae
Product: ubiquitin-like-conjugating enzyme ATG3
Exons: 8
Coding region: 78-866 (262 amino acids)
Biological process (GO): autophagosome assembly; nucleophagy; autophagy of mitochondrion
Cellular component (GO): cytosol; cytoplasmic ubiquitin ligase complex
Molecular function (GO): Atg8-family ligase activity
Source: RefSeq, a predicted model, not a curated record